CCUAUGGAUAGCAGGUAGCAGUUUCUCCAGUUCUCAGUUGUGUUCUUCAGUGUAUGUGUUUUGUGGUACACCGUGUAUUCAUUCCCAUUCCUGUAUUCUGUAUUGUAUAUAUUUUUUGACACACAAAGAGCCAUGUCUAUCAAAGCAGAUAUAAUUCACCUCUUUAGACCUUAUUAUUUGUACAAUAUUCUCUUAAGCCUUUCAUAUAUUGCUUUAAAACGCAUCCCAGGAGUGUGUAAUUAUUUAUUUUCAACUGAUAACUGUGAAUUCGAUGGGCGGGAAACGGAAAUACUAUUCUUCCUUGUAAUUGUCGUUGCAAUCAGAACUAGAAAAGCUGGCAGCAUGUCUAUGAUCAGCUAUCUAUCGUCUAGCUUUGUCUACACUAAGGUUGCUAAUUUAAUUCUGUGGUUUAAUACUGACUAUCGAAUGGGAAUAAUUUAUGGGAUCAUAUUUAUUUUGGGCACGAUUCUAUUCCCUGAACCCACGUACGCAGGUCCAGAUAGAGUAACGUACUUCCGUGGCGUACAAGGCCUGGAAGAGGAAUUAGAACGGGACAAAACGGUAACAUGGCUCGUAGCAUUCUACACUAUCUGGAAUCCGUCGUGCUCAACUUUUGCACCCAUAUAUGCGAAGCUGAGCAACGACUUUUGCCUCGACACACUGAAAUUUGGCAAAGUAGACAUUGGCAGAUAUCCGGAAGCAGGAAAAGCAUAUAACGUCAGUGACAGCAGUAUAAGUAAACAGCUACCAACAGUGCUGCUCUUCCAAGACGGUAAAGAGGUACUCAGAAAGCCAACAUUGGAUUCGAAGGGCAAUGUUUCCAAGUUUAUUUUCUCUGAAGAGAAUAUAAAGACAGCAUUUGGUUUAACUAUGUUGUAUGAUAAGUGCAGGAGUAUAACAAAACAAAAAAAUAAGCCACAUAAGGAAUAGGUUUUGUUUAUUUUUAUUUUAGUUAUUGAUGGACGUACGCGCUGUCAUAAUUGUCUAGUUGAAUACAGGUUCUGAUGUAUGUUGAACAUUUCCUAUGCCCAACGUGCUGCAUUUCUAACGUGUACUGUGCUGCAGUGAAACACGGCCCAAAAUCUGAUAGUGGAGUGCUAUCUAGUUUCUUUGAAAACCCUUAAUUGAAUAAAAUUGCUACAUUCAGCUUCUAUGUUUUGUGGUAUAAACCUAAUGCAUUCCACUAUAAAUACAAUGCAUGUAUUUUCAGUCUCAAGGAGUAUCCCGGCACAUUGCGGAAAAGCUUGCAAGAUGCAAAGUUACGCGCGCUGUGCUAGCACGCUCGCUGACAUUUUACUGCCAUUACUGAAAUAUCAGAAAAAAAUCCACACUUUUUCCAAAAAUUGAGUUUAUGAUCUAUUGAUCAGCCAAAAAAUAUUCGUAUUUCUCUCCUAGUGUAAUCAACAUAUUAAUCUUGAACAUGAACAUAUAUUUAAUCACUACAAAGACAUAAGUACUGCAGCAAUCAAGUAUACACUAUAUUCGCUGAUCUCUUUCCAUUAUUCAGAGCCCAUAAAUAUGUUUGUCUUGAAUGUCUUGCGCUUGCCCUCAUAAGUACAUGGUGUAUUUCUUACUACAGCUCAACCAAGCGCUUCCAAAACUGGAAAAAUUGUGUUCGGGUCGCUUAAUCAUGCUUCGUUUCUGUUGAAUCUAUGCCACUUAACUGAAAAUGUUUACUAAAUUAACAUGUAGUUCUAUAUGAGUAAUAGUUGAAAGGGAGCGUACAAUUUGCCUCAUAUUAUUGCCAACUAGUGAAAUUAAUUUUUUGUGACAAGACAAGACAAUAAACAUGUGUAUUCAUUAUUUUCAUACCAACUUACACUUUCCUUUUUUUGUGAAAUAGCUACCUGCUUUCCGAAGGUUUAAAAACCUUCACAAAUAUCCGUAUUGUAUCGCACUCCCAGUACCCCGGUUAAUAUACGCCUAUGGUAGCUGACUUAAUUGUAGAAAAUUUCAGGCUGGUAAAACGAUAAAUCAAAAGCACGAACAAUUUGAAGCAAAUAUAUAUUUGUGACAUAACCUCAAAAUAGAGAGCUGACACGGAACAGUAGAAAACUAUGAAAAGAGACUACAAUUAUAGGAACCAUUGACGAUACGACCCUUAAUAAAGUGCACAUCAACUAGUAAUCCAAACAUCAUUUAUAAUGGAUCAGAUUACUUCCGCGCGAAGCUAAGCAACAUUAUAUCAUUAAUGAUAGAAAUUUCUUGUUGGAAAUAACUGACUAUAAUACGAGGGGUGACAAUUAGGUAAUGGGAAUGAUUCCAUAAAAACAGUAUUUAUUUGAAAAUUACUGUACAACUCUCCCAUCCCUUCCAAAGUAGUCCCCUUGGGCAGCUAUACAACGAUUUCAGCGCGUCUUAAACGCUUUGUAACAUUUCUGGACCGCUUCGACUAGGAUGUCCGCGAGUAUGCAUGUUGCAACACGGCGAUCCCUUUAGAGGCUAAAUACUAGGACACGCUGAAGGAGGUGUGGCACGGCGCGUUGCCGUGUUGAAGGAACCAGUUGUUUGCUAUGUCUGUGCGCAUCCUGUUGACUCGUAUUCGAGUACUUGGCGAUAGUAGACUUGAUUUACGGUUUGCCCCGAUGGAAAAAAUUCUUUGUGGACGAUUCCACGGCUAUAAUAAAAGGUAAUAAUCAUCGUGUUCACCUUCGACUUGCUCAUGCGAGCUUUUUUCGGCCGGGGACCCUUGCGGAGACAACCAUUGUGAGAUUUGGCGUUCGGUUUCCGGGUCGUAAAAACAAGCUCUCAAUGCCUGUAAUAACUCGAUCAAGCAGCGUGGGAUCGUUUUCCACUUGCUCCAAACAGUCUGCUGCGACGGUCAUUCGAUGCUGCUCCAUUUUCAUGACGAGCACCACCCACACAAGUCUACUCAACACGACACAGCAGAUGAACUAAACAAACUAAAGCGAUGGUAAAUAUAUCAAUGGAGAGGGGACGGAUACCGAGGUAGGAAAUUUCAAGGUCGCAUUUGGUAAUACAAUAAUAUACAGGGUUUUUAAAAAAUUCACCUUGUACACAUGAUACCGCCGAGCGUAGAUGUUUGCGCCUAUCUAUAGCUUUGCAAUUUUACCUCAAACCAAACCACUGGAACGUCAUGUCGGCGACUUUACGUGUCGGGUUUAAAAGAACGGUUUAACGUAUGGUAAAAAUAUAUUUAAAGUGAAACUGACGAUAUACAUUUCUUUAAAUUAAGUUAAUAUGUUACUACAUCGUAACUAUAAGAACUGUCAUCAUUUGGUUAUAAUUAAUCAAGUUGUAAAUAAUACUCUUAUUACAUUAACAUUAAGGCAGUGUAUUAGGUAUAAGGUUUGUUCGUACAGUGGUCGGUGACUGUGUUAGGGAUCCGGUCGUGUGAAUUCCGUCUAUAUAGCGUAGCAGAGUGGACGGAGUUUGUGCGGCGGGAUAUUGGACGCGAUUACCGACAGCUGUACGAACAGAACUAUAAUUAGAACAUUGAUUUUGUAUAAGAUUUUCAGCGAAUUCUUGACACCUUCUUGGCCUUGUCGACACACGGUGGCGGUACAGGAGGUUUGUUAGUUUGGUAUCGACUGUACAAUCUGCAAAAGUAUUAUAAACAAUUACAGAAGCAAUAUAAAUAUUCAGAGGGUGUUCAGAACGUCGAUAACAACCUUUUAAGAGGUGAUAGUACACCCUCUUUGUUUUCAUAGUUAUAUCAUUUAUCUUGGUGUAUAGUCUCCCAAUACAAGUAAUUUCCAGGUUAUCAAAAGAUUGCAGUACUUUUACUAAAAAUGUUUGUUUACUAAAUGGCUCAAUUUUCCAUUUCUUCGUGGCUUUUCAAAAGAAUUUAUGUAAACAUUUGGCAACAGUGUAAUCAUUGGAAAAACUACCUCCACUUCUGCUUUUUCUUAUGGUAUGUCAUACGAAGCCAUAUAAUAUCGAUAACUUUUUCUUCAGUAACCCAAAAUAUAAGAUCAAACAGAACGUCAUCGGAAUUACACGAAAACAUAAAAUCCACUUUUUGUGAAACAAAAAUAUAUUAAAAAAAAAAUCAUUCGCUCAAUAAGAAAAAUGCAAAUUGUUAUUACUUAUGCAUUUCCGCGCCCUUGUUUCGUAUCCGGUAGCAGUAGUCAGUUUACUAAAAGUGAUUGUGUAGCUUUUCUGCAUUUACUUGUAGAAUAUGGCAACCGCGCAAAUUCAUAAUCUAUCACCUCUUAAUUGGUUGGCAUCCACCUUCACAUUUUAUACAUUAUACAAAUAUUGUAUGAGUAAAAUAAUUCUUGCCCAUUUCGAAAUGACGGAGUAAGAUGAAGAUGAUUUGGAGAUGGUGCGCGUGGAAGAAAGGCAGCCUGAGUAAUCGAAGGAAAUACAUCUGGCAACAGCGCAAUAUCCGUUGCUCCACAGCUCCAUCCUGUUUUUGGGCAUUGAAGUGUAAAGGUAUUAUUCGCUUCCAAAUUUCCCAAAAAAUGUACUCCCAAGAAGAGAAGUUUCAAAUGCUGGUAUGGUACAUCCAGCACGCGCAGUGGUUGACUUAUUUGCGGUAUACUUCCCAGGUAGGUUGUUUAUACCAUAGCUCUAAGCACCCUGAUGGCUGGAAACCGAAAAUCAGCGACCAAAGGGAAGAGAUCGAAACUUCUGUUUGUGUCGCUGCAGAAGUAGGUAAUAAGUCAGAGCCAAGUUGCAAAGAUUUAGAUAAUGGAUGUUUUUUCUCGAUCCCCUGGGAAGUGUAAUGGUAUAAUAAUAUUGUAAGAAGUGAGUGAACUUCGGCGCGUGUUGUAUGGUGUAAGCAGGCAAUAGCUUCAUUUCGGACAAUAAAAUUCAUUCAAUUUGUAGACAACGAUCGAGUAUGUUUUCUUAACCCUUAGACUUGAUCAGCCCUAACUCCAUCACAACAUAUAUUUUGGAAAAUGAAUAUAGGAAAUAUACAACAAUAAGACAGCGCUUAUGUCUUUUUACGGAUUUUGACAGUAAAACUACAGAAAUUACUUUCACAUAUCCGUCUCCCUUACACAUACAUGUGCAAUAGGCCUCUAUGCAUAUACGUCUGUUUGUGUAAGCUCACAGACAUACAUUUUUUACUUCGCUUCACCGCCGCUCAUCAAUUAGCGAAUCUUCCACAUUUAUGCUUGUCUUUAACCAAGAGCAAAGGUCCUACAGAUCGAUCCGACAAAAAAUGGCAAAUAUACAAUUUAGACUUGUCACUGACAGCAAUACCUGGAGAUAAAACCACAAUCUCGAGUGUUAUGUUAAUUUUUUUUGAUUAUCCUCAAAUGAUGAGUUGUCAUUUUUAAGGUCAACUACGGUCUUUUUCACGAUUAUCCAUUACCCAAAAAUGACAGCUAAUUAUUUAGUAAUAUUUCAAAAUUCCCCAUAUCCACAAAGGACUGGAACUUUAGCGUGGCUUCACAACAGGUAGUGUAUCUAAC
Acanthoscelides obtectus is the source of this 5387-nucleotide messenger RNA. NCBI's taxonomy places the organism in Eukaryota, Metazoa, Arthropoda, Insecta, Coleoptera, Chrysomelidae. The record is from the annotation of a GenBank genome assembly.